Diospyros lotus (date-plum) is the source of this 1672-nucleotide messenger RNA. Its product is annotated as putative cyclin-D6-1. The transcript has 5 exons. NCBI's taxonomy places the organism in Eukaryota, Viridiplantae, Streptophyta, Magnoliopsida, Ericales, Ebenaceae. The record is from RefSeq and is a predicted model, not a curated record. Gene Ontology annotation, molecular function: cyclin-dependent protein serine/threonine kinase regulator activity. Gene Ontology annotation, biological process: regulation of cyclin-dependent protein serine/threonine kinase activity; mitotic cell cycle phase transition. Gene Ontology annotation, cellular component: nucleus; cyclin-dependent protein kinase holoenzyme complex; cytoplasm. Bases 230 to 1099 code for a protein of 289 amino acids.
CCAUCUGACCAGAGCCUUGUCAUUUUCCUUCCCGAUGAGAAAGAAAGAAAGAAAGAAAGAGAGGAAAAAGAAAGAGCGACGCUGAUAACCGAGGAGCACUACAGUGACUCUCUCUCUCCACGGCUUCUUUUAUUAAUUAACAAUACAGCGAUAAAGUUUCCCGCAUUUCUUCUUCUCCUUCUCCUCCUUCUUCUUCCUCUCGCCCUCUGCAACUUCUCACAACCCAUCAAUGGCGUUUGAUCUUGAGAACCCUUUGCCGUCAACUCCCUCUCUCUUCCACACCGAGUACGAUCACAUGCCUUCGCAGAACUACUCUCAGAGCCUCAAAGCCGCAGACUUGGAAGUCUCUCUUCGCCACGAAACUGUGUCUCUGAUCUUACAGUACUGCUCCUCCCGGUUUCAUCCUUUCAUCUCCUACCUCGCCGUCAAUUACCUCGAUCGCUUCCUUUCUGCUCAUGCCAUUUCGAAUUUGCAGGGAGGGCAGACAUGGAUGGCGAGUCUUCUUGCAGUUUCCUGCGUUUCUUUGGCGUUGAAGAUGAGAGAAGAAGAGGUCCUUGUCACUGAUAUUCAGAACGAUGGACGAUUCAUCUUCGAUGUGGAAACCAUACGGCGAAUGGAGAUCUUAAUCCUCGGAGCUCUUCGGUGGCGAAUGCGCUCCAUAACUCCGUUUUGUUUCGUCAAUUUCUUCCUUUCGUUGUUCAAUCUGAAAGACCCGCCAUUGCUGCAAGCUCUUAAAGCUCGAGCCACGGAGAUAAUUUUCAAAGCACAAUACGACAUCAAGCUCUUAGAGUUCCAGCCGUCGCUCGUCGCAGCAUCGGCGCUGCUCUCCGCUUCGCACGAGCUGUUUCCAUUACAGUUUCCACGCUUUAAGAAAGCUGUUUCAAACUGUCCGUAUGUAAAUAAGGAGAAGCUGUUUGGCUGCUGGAAUGCGAUGCAAGAAAUAGUAAUGGAAGGGUACGAAUCGGUGCUGGAAGCGGCGUCGAGCUCGAGCACACCGGCGAGCAUUCUCGAUCUACGUUGCUCGAGCGAAAGUUCAAGCUCCGACCUCGACGGCGAGAAGAACAACGAGAGGGGCAUAAAGCGUCGAAAGAUCAUUUAGCAGUAGGUUCAGAGACGAUUACCAGUUUCAGCUUUCUCAGAUUCAACAGAUCUGAUCUGAGGCCCCAGAGAGAGACGCAUCGCCCAGCUAGCUGGCUGAGCAUCGAAGGGUCCAAGGCUUGACGAACGAGAGGGGGGAAAAAAAACCACUGAAUGGUCGCUGGCCUGGGCUUCUAUCUGGAUUCAAGUUCCCCAAAAAAUUAUUAAAAAAACAAAACAAAACAGAGGGGUGAGGAGAGAGAAUAAAAAGAAUAUGUUUUCUUUCAUUUUCUUGGAGCCCAAACGGAGACAAAACAAUACUUAGUAUUCCUUGGUGUUGGUUUUGUAUUUUUGGCUGGCUGUCGGGUUUGUGGUGGUUGGGCGUUUCUGGCAUAGGUGUAAUGAUAACGACGAGCGGGCGGAAUAACUUUCUCGGAAAAUAGAAAACAUUUUCUCGGGGCUCCGCCUCAGGGCAGGAAAAGGGGGUGCUGAUGAACUGCAUUUGUCUCAUCUUGUAGGGUCAACACCAACUACUUUACGUGAAUUGGGUUGAUUAGGCAUUUACAAUUUUGAGUUUGGUUACAGUGGAGUUAAA